CUAAAUUGGAAUACGUUCAAAAUUUUUGGCGAAUGUCAACAUGGCGUAAAUUAUUAAUUAAAUACCUAUGGUGCUUGGUUUUUGAUUUUGAAUAACCGUAUUAAAGGAUUCUACAGAAGGAAAUAAAACUUUAUCAGGAUGGUGGAUCACGAUCCAGGCCUUAAACAGGAGGAAAACUAUCCUCUUUUAAAGGUGGAUGCGGGAGGAGGUGAUUCUUGUGUGGGUCCUCAAGCGCCGCUUACUACGGUAUCUCCAGGAUGGACCAUUGCUUCUGGGAGAAAACACUCUUGGCUUAAUCGGUGGCCCGGCCCCGAAUUAUUCUCGGCCUGUUGGAUGACGUUUAUUUUAUUGGGAAUAUCUCUUCUGGUAUUUUACGCUAUUGGUAUUAGCGUUUACAGACACCAGGGUCUUAUAUUUGUAAAUUGCAACGACACCAGACCAUAUAGUCAAGUUUUUUAUCAUCAAAUAGUCUCAGCAGAAACAUAUUUUCCAUUCAGCUCGUACUAUGGAUAUCUAUCGAACAUGGUUACGCAAUACCCUGAUCUACGUUUGAAUUGGUUCUUCCUGAUCGACGAUUCACAGCAGUAUACCUUCAAUAAAUUAGUUCAAACGAGAAAAACGAAUGUCUUUGAGAAAAACAACAGGAGAUCCAUUCAAGAUUUUAGACUGAAAUAUAAAAGUGUAAAUCUUACUAUCAUGCUCUUAAGUAAGUUUAUGGCGACGACUCCAAUGAGGUUCAAUUGGAAAACUAUUCCGGCAUCGUAUUUGAGUUUUUACGUAAGGACCUUCUCAGUCUGGCGCAACGGUGGCAUAGGGAUGGAUUUAUCUAUAUUCAAUGCACGAUUUAACAGUCGAUCCGAAGAUAAUAGAAUCAAAGCAAUAUUGAAACAGCACAAUGACGGUAUCCAACCUGAAAUUUAUUCCAACGCACUCAGCACUAUAGACUCCCAAGAGGAAACUGAGUUUUUCGCGUUAAUUAACCAGUUUUUAAACGAAAUUCGAUCCCUUCUUAAUAAAACUAUGUUCUUUUCUACGACAUCCGAAAAGAGGCAUAAUUUUAACGAGCCACGCAAAGGUAAACGUGAAGUAAAGGACUUGUUUAGUAUUAAAAGUUUUGAUGAAAACUGUACUGCUCACCGCCAUUUGUCAAACUCAUCCAAUAACAAAGGAGCAGCAGCAAGCGAGAGCAAAUUAAAUAGCAGCGUAUCCCAUACAUUAAGGACAUUCCGAUAGAGGCACCCGUCACGUGCGGACGUGCUCAUCGUCCACUCGAUCGCCCGGUCUUUGUUCGCCCGGCUUUUGUUAGCCCGGCCAUUGUUCGCGCGGCCUGUGUUUGUGGUACAUCUGCCGACUAAGUGCUCUUUCUGGAAGUUUUUAUUUGUUUUGUUUCCUUUUGUUGUUUCUGUGUUCGUGGUACAUCUGCCGACAAAGUGGUUUCCUGCAAGUAUUUAUUUGUUUUGUUUCUUUUCGUAAUUUCUGUUUUGUUGUGCUUUUUCUUUGUCCUGUAGUAAUCGCGCCGCAUUGCCACCUGUGUUCAAUAGAACCGCUCAGGUCCGAGAAGUUGGGGCCUCGCCGCAAGGCGAGUGUUUUCAAGACCCGGGGCCGCCCCACCUGGGUACUCAGCGAUCAUGGACGCUGUAUUCGCGGAAUUCCUCCGACUUCGCCACCCACAGCUCGCCUCGGAGUUCUUGGCCUUCAAGGCCAAUCACACUGCGAGCCCUCUCGAGGACUCCGCCGCGCUCGCUGCUCCUGCGUCGCCUGUACCUGCGUGCAGAGCUUCUGCAUUGAGCACCGCAGCCACUGUCGUGCCUGCCGCUCCCGUGUCGCCUAUACUGGCGAGAAAAGCUGCUGCGUCGUCCGCCGUGACCAUCGUUUCAGCUGAGCGAUCAUCCGCGGCCUCCGUCGCGCCCUCUAAAACACCUACACUUGCUCGUAGGUCGCCUGCACCCGCCUCCUCGUGCUCCGACUCUGACUCGGACAUGGAGGUCGACCUCGCCCCCGCCUCAUCGACGGAUGGAUUCACCCUGGUACAGAAGGGUAAGAAGCGUGCCGCGGAGUCUCGAGCUCCCGCGGCCGCUAAAAUUAGCAAAGCCGUGAACGCGUCGCGCCCCCGCCCUCAGACUCCCGUUGCGCCCCCAGCCCGUGCCACUCCGUCGCCGCGUCCGGUGGCACAAAAUAAAACCCAGACCCCUCCCCCGGUUAUCCUUCAGGAGAAGGCAGCUUGGGAUCGAGUUUGCCUGGCCCUUAAGGCCAAAAAUAUAAAUUUCACGAAUGCCCGUAACCUCGCGAACGGCAUUCAAAUUAAGGUUCAAACACCCGACGACCAUAGGGCCCUCUCUUCUUACCUCCGUAAGGAGCGUAUAAGUUUCCAUACGUAUACGCUCCAGGAGGAGCGCGAACUCCGCGUUGUAAUACGCGGAAUCCCUAAAGAGUUAGAUGUAGAGCUCGUAAAAGCCGACCUGUUAGAACAAGGCCUACCAGUGAAUUCUGUGCACCGUAUGCACACCGGUCGCGGUAGGGAGCCAUAUAAUAUGGUUCUAGUCGCUCUCCAACCUACCCCCGAGGGUAAGAAAAUCUUUAACACACAGACCGUCUGUAGGCUCUCUGGUAUCGCUGUCGAAGCCCCCCAUAAAAAAGGCACUCCUAGCCAGUGCCAUAACUGUCAAUUGUACGGGCACUCUUCCCGUAACUGUCACGCGCGCCCCCGAUGUGUUAAGUGUUUGGGCGAUCACGCCACGGCCCUCUGCGCUCGCGACCAAAAAACCGCGACGGAACCGCCUAGCUGCGUCCUGUGUCGAACACAGGGUCACCCCGCGAAUUACCGUGGUUGCCCCCGAGCCCCUAAAAUAAAUCGCCGCGUCGCCCGCCAAAACCGCCUCCGAGCUUCCGGCCCAGACAUCAAAGCCUCGGCACCCUCUGCGUCGCAGGCUAAGCCAGCGUUCGUUCCGGCGGCGGUGCCCAGUGUCUCGGCCUGGGCAAAACCGCUGCCGUACACGAACACGGCUACAACUCCCUCCUCCGCGAUUCGUCCCGCCCCCGCGACUCGUCCCUCUCCCGCGACUUGCCCUCCGACCGCGUCCGACAAUCUCGCUUUAGCGAUCGACUUCUUUCAGUCGAUCAACUUUGAGCGCGUUAACGCUUUGGGCGACGCCAUUCGCGCUGCCUCCACUGCACAACACUUUAUCGCCGUUGUGCAGGAAUACGCCGACGUAUACGCGUCAUUAAAUACGUACGUCCUCCCCUCACUCCGCCGGUAAUCAAUGGCGUAUAUAAGUAGAAUAAAGCCCCUAUCCGUAACGAUAGGAUUUUUUAACGCUUACGGUCUCGCAAAUCAACGUGAUCAGGUUUCUGACUUUUUGCGUGACCACCAAAUUGAUAUCUUUUUAGUGCAGGAGACCCUACUUAAGCCCGCGCGCCGUGACCCUAAAAUCGCGAACUAUAACAUGGUCAGGAACGACAGGCUCUCUGCCCGUGGUGGUGGUACCGUCAUUUACUAUAGAAGAGCCCUGCAUUGCGUCCCGCUCGAUCCUCCCGCGCUCGUUAAUAUCGAAGCAUCAGUGUGCCGAAUCUCACUGACGGGACACGCGCCGAUCGUUAUCGCGUCCGUUUAUCUUCCACCGGAUAAGAUCGUUCUAAGCAGUGAUAUCGAGGCGCUGCUCGGUAUGGGGAGCUCUGUCAUUCUGGCGGGCGACCUAAAUUGUAAACACAUCAGGUGGAACUCACACACCACAACCCCGAAUGGCAGGCGGCUUGACGCGUUAGUCGAUGAUCUCGCCUUCGAUAUCGUCGCUCCGCUAACCCCGACUCACUACCCGCUAAAUAUCGCGCAUCGCCCGGAUAUACUCGACAUAGCGUUAUUAAAAAACGUAACUCUGCGCUUACACUCGAUCGAAGUAGUUUCAGAGUUAGAUUCAGACCACCGUCCCGUCGUUAUGAAGCUCGGUCGCGCUCCCGAUUCCGUUCCCGUCACGAGGACUGUGGUGGAUUGGCACACGCUGGGCAUCAGCCUGGCUGAAUCUGAUCCACCAUCGCUCCCGUUUAACCCGGACUCUAUCCCGUCUCCUCAGGAUACCGCUGAAGCCAUAGACAUCUUAACGUCACACAUCACCUCGACAUUAGAUAGGUCAUCGAAACAAGUUGUAGCGGAGGACUUCCUUCACCGCUUCAAAUUGUCCGACGAUAUUAGGGAACUCCUUAGAGCUAAGAACGCCUCGAUACGCGCCUACGACAGGUAUCCUACCGCGGAAAAUCGUAUUCGAAUGCGUGCCCUACAACGCGACGUAAAGUCUCGCAUCGCCGAAGUCCGAGAUGCCAGAUGGUCUGAUUUCUUAGAAGGACUCGCGCCCUCCCAAAGGUCUUACUACCGCUUAGCUCGUACUCUCAAAUCGGAUACGGUAGUAACUAUGCCCCCCCUCGUAGGCCCCUCAGGCCGACUCGCGGCGUUCGAUGAUGACGAAAAAGCAGAGCUGCUGGCCGAUACAUUGCAAACCCAGUGCACGCCCAGCACUCAAUCCGUGGACCCUGUUCAUGUAGAAUUAGUAGACAGUGAGGUAGAACGCAGAGCCUCCUUGCCACCCUCUGAUGCGUUACCACCCGUCACCCCGAUGGAAGUUAAAGACUUGAUCAAAGACCUACGUCCUCGCAAGGCUCCCGGUUCCGACGGUAUAUCCAACCGCGUUAUUAAACUUCUACCCGUCCAACUCAUCGUGAUGUUGGCAUCUAUUUUCAAUGCCGCUAUGGCGAACUGUAUCUUUCCCGCGGUGUGGAAAGAAGCGGACGUUAUCGGCAUACAUAAACCCGGUAAACCAAAAAAUCAUCCGACGAGCUACCGCCCGAUUAGCCUCCUCAUGUCUCUAGGCAAACUGUAUGAGCGUCUGCUCUACAAACGCCUCAGAGACUUCGUCUCAUCCAAGGGCAUUCUUAUCGAUGAACAAUUCGGAUUCCGUACAAAUCACUCAUGCGUUCAACAGGUGCACCGCCUCACGGAGCACAUUCUUGUGGGGCUUAAUCGACCAAAACCGUUAUACACGGGAGCUCUCUUCUUCGACGUCGCAAAAGCGUUCGACAAAGUCUGGCACAAUGGUUUGAUUUUCAAACUAUUCAACAUGGGCGUGCCGGAUAGUCUCGUGCUCAUCAUACGGGACUUCUUGUCGAACCGCUCUUUUCGAUAUCGAGUCGAGGGAACCCGCUCCUCCCCACGACCUCUCACAGCUGGAGUCCCGCAAGGCUCUGUCCUCUCACCCCUCCUAUUUAGCUUAUUCGUCAACGAUAUUCCCCGGUCGCCGCCGACCCAUUUAGCUUUAUUCGCCGACGACACGACUGUUUACUAUUCUAGUAGAAAUAAGUCCCUAAUCGCGAAGAAGCUUCAGAGCGCAGCCCUAGCCCUAGGACAGUGGUUCCGAAAAUGGCGCAUAGACAUCAACCCAGCGAAAAGUACUGCGGUGCUAUUUCAGAGGGGAAGCUCCACACGGAUUUCCUCCCGGAUUAGGAGGAGGAAUCUCACACCCCCGAUUACUCUCUUUAGACAACCCAUACCCUGGGCCAGGAAGGUCAAGUACCUGGGCGUUACCCUGGAUGCAUCGAUGACAUUCCGCCCGCAUAUAAAAUCAGUCCGUGACCGUGCCGCGUUUAUUCUCGGUAGACUCUACCCCAUGAUCUGUAAGCGGAGUAAAAUGUCCCUUCGGAACAAGGUGACACUUUACAAAACUUGCAUAAGGCCCGUCAUGACUUACGCGAGUGUGGUGUUCGCUCACGCGGCCCGCACACACAUAGACACCCUCCAAUCCCUACAAUCCCGCUUUUGCAGGUUAGCUGUCGGGGCUCCGUGGUUCGUGAGGAACGUUGACCUACACGACGACCUGGGCCUCGAAUCAAUUCGGAAAUACAUGAAGUCAGCGUCGGAACGAUACUUCGAUAAGGCUAUGCGUCAUGAUAAUCGCCUUAUCGUUGCCGCCGCUGACUACUCCCCGAAUCCUGAUCAUGCAGGAGCCAGUCACCGUCGACGCCCUAGACACGUCCUUACGGAUCCAUCAGAUCCAAUAACCUUUGCAUUAGAUGCCUUCAGCUCUAAUACUAGGGGCAGGCUUAGGGACCCCGGUAACCGUACUCGUCGAACUCGACAAAGAGGUCGACGUGCAACCUAACCCAUGCAUCAGCCCGCUGAGUUUCUCGCCGGAUCUUCUCAGCGGGUCGCGAUUCCGAUCCGGUAGUAGAUUCAUUCGCGAAACAAUUGCUCUUGAGUUGUUAGGUCUCCUUCGGAGGCGCUCGGGCAGUUGUUAGCAAAUCCCACCCCUCUUGGCUGAGCCUUUGCUCGCCCACCUGUCCUGGUGAAACUGGAAAGGCCUUCGGGCCACCAGUAAACUUUCAAUCAUAAAAAAA
This is a messenger RNA of Bombyx mori (domestic silkworm), 6378 nucleotides long. Its product is annotated as probable RNA-directed DNA polymerase from transposon X-element. Bases 3261 to 6143 code for a protein of 960 amino acids. The record is from RefSeq and is a predicted model, not a curated record. The transcript has 3 exons. Gene Ontology annotation, molecular function: catalytic activity. Lineage: Eukaryota; Metazoa; Arthropoda; Insecta; Lepidoptera; Bombycidae.